Erinaceus europaeus (western European hedgehog) is the source of this 927-nucleotide messenger RNA. RefSeq names its product olfactory receptor 4C3D-like. Gene Ontology annotation, cellular component: membrane. The transcript has a single exon. Gene Ontology annotation, molecular function: G protein-coupled receptor activity; olfactory receptor activity. Bases 1 to 927 code for a protein of 308 amino acids. The record is from RefSeq and is a predicted model, not a curated record. Lineage: Eukaryota; Metazoa; Chordata; Mammalia; Eulipotyphla; Erinaceidae. Gene Ontology annotation, biological process: G protein-coupled receptor signaling pathway.
AUGGAUCACCCUGUACCUUCCAACAAUGUGACAGAAUUUAUUCUCUUAGGGCUCACACAGAAUCCAUACUGGCAGAAAAUACUAUUCAUUGUGUUUCUGUUCAUUUUCCUGUUCACCGUGUUGGCCAACCUGCUCAUUGUAAUAACCAUCUCCCUCAGCCCCACACUUUCUGCACCUAUGUACUUCUUUCUCACUUUUUUGUCCUUCAUCGAUGCCUUCUACACCUGUGUCACCACCCCCAAAAUGAUCAUCGACCUGUUGUUACAGAGAAGAACCAUCUCCCUAGCUAGCUGCUUGACCCAGCUCUUUGUGGAGCACUUCUUGGGGGGCUCAGAGAUCAUCCUUCUUAUUGUCAUGGCCUAUGACCGCUAUGUGGCCAUCUGCAAACCCCUGCACUACAUGACCAUCAUGCGCCAGGGUCUUUGUCGCCUCCUAGUGGCGGUGGCCUGGAUUGGGGGCAUCGUGCAUGCUACUGUGCAGAUUCUUUUCAUGGCCAAUUUGCCUUUCUGUGGCCCCAACGUCAUUGAUCACUUCAUGUGUGACCUCUUUCCGCUAUUGAAACUUGCCUGCAGGGACACGUAUACGCUGGGAAUAGUGGUGGCUUCUAACAGUGGAGCCAUGUGCUUGCUCAUUCUGUCUAUGCUGCUCAUCUCCUACAUAGUCAUCUUGAACUCCCUCAAGUCCCAUGCCUCUGAAAGCCGGCGCAAAGCACUUUCCACCUGUAUCUCUCACUUUGCUGUAGUUGUACUCUUUUUUGUGCCUUGCAUAUUCACCUACCUGCGCCCUGUAGCCACCUACUCUGUGGACAAGUUGGUGACCGUGUUCUUCGCCAUAUUCACCCCCAUGUUAAACCCUGUUAUUUACACUGUGAGAAACACGGAAGUGAAAAAUGCUAUGAAAAACUUGUGGAAAAGGAUAGUAACUUAG